Hypoxylon trugodes is the source of this 375-nucleotide messenger RNA. RefSeq lists its product as uncharacterized. The record is from RefSeq and is a predicted model, not a curated record. Lineage: Eukaryota; Fungi; Ascomycota; Sordariomycetes; Xylariales; Hypoxylaceae. Bases 1 to 375 code for a protein of 124 amino acids. The transcript is spliced from 2 exons.
AUGAGCAUCCGAGCAUACAAUUCUGACAUCGAGGCGAGCGAGGUGAACGAGAUAGAGUCGGACGAUGUGUCGGACGAAGUUUCUGAUAGCACCGGCAGUCUUGUAAACUUUGUUGUGCCAGAUUCCGACGUGGACGAAUCAGCCAGAUCUUCGGCAGACCAGGAUCCUUACGGAUUGACUGGCAACUUAGCUCCAUUAGUUACCGCGAUGCUAGGGCUCCAAAGAUGUAUGGGCGUACUGCGUGACUCGGUGGAAUUGCUAUGUAAAGAUAUCAAUCGGCUGUCUGAUCGAUUGAGGACGAGUCCGGUCGGGCUCGAUACUGGCUUCAGCCAAGAUGAAGCAAUGGAAUCCAAAGACAAACGCGUCGUUGAUUGA